GAGCUGCCAGACAGUUCCAACGACCUAUGUACACAAAUUACUCGUCGCGCUGAUAAAAACACAAUUUUUGUAAAUAAUUGCAUACGAUGUGCAAGGCAAUAACUUAAUCGCGAUUUCAAAGCGAGCUAUGUGAUUAACGAACGCUUUGGACAACGAAAAAGCCCACAAGAUGGCCGACGCCUACUGCCUGACGAACUUUAUUGAUUUUUCGCUGUCGCUGUCGCUGCCGCUGAAACACCACAAUCGCAUCAAGUACACCUGCUUCGACAUCUCCGACAGCUAUAUCAUUUUCGGUGCCUCGUCCGGAUCGCUGUAUCUGUUCAAUCGGAACGGCAAGUUCCUGCUCUUGAUACCAAACAAGCAUGGAGCGAUCACCAGCCUCAGCAUAUCGGCAAAUAGCAAAUAUGUGGCUUUUGCGACGCAACGUUCGCUCAUCUGUGUGUAUGCCGUGAAUUUGUCCGCGCAGGCCACGCCGCAGGUGAUCUUUACGCACCUGGACCAGUCGGUGCAGGUGACCUGCAUCCACUGGACGCAGGACGAGAAGCAGUUCUACUAUGGCGACUCUCGCGGACAGGUCAGCCUCGUGCUGCUCUCCUCGUUCAUCGGACACAGUCUGCUGUUCAACAUGACAGUGCAUCCGCUGCUCUACCUGGACUCUCCGAUCGUCCAAAUCGACGAUUUUGAGUACCUGCUGCUGGUGUCCAACUGCACCAAGUGCAUUCUGUGCAACACAGAAUACGAGGAUUACAAACAAAUUGGUAACCGUCCGCGGGAUGGAGCUUUUGGCGCCUGCUUCUUUGUCUCUCCGCAGGAGUCUUUGCAGCCAUCUCGUAUUUACUGCGCCCGACCAGGCAGUCGCGUGUGGGAGGUGGACUUCGAGGGCGAGGUGAUACAGACGCACCAGUUCAAGACGGCCCUAGCCACCGCGCCGGCAAGGAUUCAGCGACCUGGAAGCGGCACAGACGAACUAGACGCCAAUGCCGAGUUGCUGGACUAUCAGCCGCAGAAUCUGCAGUUCGCCAAGGUCCAAAGGUUGAACGAGGACUUCCUGCUGGCCUUUACAGAGCUGGGACUAUAUGUGUUUGAUAUUCGACGAUCAGCGGUGGUGCUGUGGUCCAAUCAGUUCGAGAGGAUCGCCGACUGCCGCUCCUCGGGAUCGGAGAUCUUUGUGUUUACGCAGUCUGGCGCACUUUAUAGUGUCCAGCUGCAAACGUUGCAAUCCCACGCAGUUUCUCUGAUACAACAAUCCAAAUUGCUGCCUUGCGCGAAUUUACUACGCCAGCAUGUCCGAUAUUUUGCGGACAAGGCUCGCGAGGACUACGAGCUGAAGCAGCUCAAUCCGCUGAAACAACUCCUCAUCGAGCGGCAGGAGUACGAGCUGUUGAACGAUAUAUCCGUAAUAUUUGAUGCCAUAACUCAGUGCACAGGCAGUGCUUUGGAUACGCACAGCUCGGGAGGCAGUUCAGCCACCACUGAACGCAGUUUGAGCGGAGGCAGUUCAUCGAAAGCUCCGCCGAAGGGAGUGUACGUGCUGGAAAACGCAUUCUGCGACAACUUGAAGCAGCCUCUCAAAACGGGACACUUCAAGGAUGCGCUGCUGACGGUAACUGGUAAAUUCGGCAAGAACAUCAUAAAAUACAAGUUCAAUAUUUUCGCCGAGGAACAGCAGCAGUUGGUCAGGGAACUAAUUCCAGCCAGCGAGCGUUCUCUACCCUUUAAGGACAUCAAGGCACGCUACGAGUCGGGAAGCGAGGAUCAGGAGGAGGAAAUUGUUAGGCGCUGCAAGAAACCGGCUCCCCAGGUUCCCCACAUCAGUCCCGAGGAGAAAACCCUGUACAACCUCUACCUGAUCGCCAAGAGCGCCAAGUUUAGCCGGACGCAGUGCGUCGAUCGUUAUCGCGCUGUCUUCGACGAGUAUGCAGCUGGCGAGCUGGUGAAUCUGCUCGAGAAACUAGCCCAGGUGAUGGUGGAGCAUGGGGAUACGCUUGAUCAAGCGCAACGCAAUUGCUACGAGAUGUAUUUCGAUUACCUGGAUCCGGAGAUGAUCUGGGAAGUGGACGAUGCUACGCGGGAUCACAUAGCUGCCGGAUUUGUGCUGCUAAAUGCUCCGGAAAAUGCGGAGAUUGUCAAGUGUGAGCAUUGCUCGUUCCCCCUUCGCUUCGAUACCUCCUGCCAGUAUCAUGAGCUUGGAGCAGUGCUCCUGCGAUACUUCUGGUCCCGUGGCGAGCAACUGAAGUGCUUCGAUGUUGUUCAAUCGGUGCCGGCACUGUUAGACGUCUUAGCUAAAUUCUACUUAGCCGAACAGAAUCUCACCAAGGUGGUGGCCAUCGUCCUCAACUACGGACUCCCCGAACUUCUGGCUGACGUGGGCAAACAACUGAGCGUUGGCGCAUGGGGCCGCUGCUUCGAACAGUUCGUGGAACUGCAACGCGGCGGACGUCUGGUGUGCGCCAACUGCGAGUGCAUCUCUGGCGUGGAACAAGAACAGUUGGGACGCCACUUCUUCUACAACUGGAACUGUUUCCUCAACAUCGCUCUGGAUCACAUGUCCGCCGGGGACACGCUGGCGCUGAUCUUCAAGUGGAGCUCAUACAUUCCAAACGACGCUAUCGACCGGGAGUUCUAUUCCCGCUGCCUGCUCAAGGGCUAAACGAUCUGGAAAAUAUUAUUUAUACAUAUAUACUAUACCUUAUAGCCAUAUUUAUUGUUCCACUAACUAAUAUCAAGCUAAGGCCAAUACCAAAAGCAUUUAUUCUAUAUAAACAUGUACAUCCACAAUAUGUAUAUUCUGAAGACGAAAGUGCAUGAAUAUAUUCCAGAGUUUGAAACUUCAAA
Drosophila sechellia is the source of this 2835-nucleotide messenger RNA. It is a transcript of the gene p, whose product is annotated as WD40 repeat domain-containing protein pink. The transcript is spliced from 3 exons. The record is from RefSeq and is a predicted model, not a curated record. Gene Ontology annotation, cellular component: cytoplasm. Bases 170 to 2650 code for a protein of 826 amino acids. Gene Ontology annotation, biological process: developmental pigmentation. Gene Ontology annotation, molecular function: protein binding. Lineage: Eukaryota; Metazoa; Arthropoda; Insecta; Diptera; Drosophilidae.